GAGACUGCAGCCCAGCGCUACAGCGCUACAAGAAUCCAAGCUGGAUAUGAACCUGAGAGCAUGGCAGACUACUUGAUCAGUGGAGGUACGGGCUAUGUCCCUGAAGAUGGAUUAACAGCACAACAGCUCUUUGCUAUCGGUGAUGGACUCACAUACAAUGACUUCCUGAUCCUCCCUGGUUUCAUAGAUUUCAUGUCUGAUGAGGUGGAUCUAACUUCAGCAUUGACAAGAAAGAUAACGCUGAAGACGCCUCUGAUUUCAUCUCCUAUGGACACUGUCACAGAGUCGUCCAUGGCCAUCGCUAUGGCUCUGAUGGGAGGGAUUGGGAUAAUUCACCACAACUGCACUGCUGAGUUUCAAGCCAAUGAGGUUCGCAAAGUCAAGAAAUUUGAGCAGGGUUUUAUCACAGACCCAGUUGUCAUGAGCCCCCAACACACAGUUGGGGAUGUGUUUGAAGCAAAGAUUCGACACGGUUUCUCAGGGAUUCCCAUCACAGAGACUGGCAAGAUGGGCAGCAAGCUGGUGGGUAUUGUGACUUCCAGAGACAUUGACUUUCUGUCAGAGAAGGACCAUGACAGACCACUAGAGGAGGCAAUGACAAAAAGGGAGGAUUUAGUUGUUGCACCUGCUGGGGUCACACUCAAAGAAGCGAAUGAUAUACUGCAACGCAGCAAAAAGGGUAAACUCCCCAUUGUUAAUGACAAUGAUGAGCUGGUCGCCAUCAUUGCAAGGACUGACUUGAAGAAGAACAGAGAUUAUCCUCUGGCGUCCAAAGACUCUCGCAAACAGCUACUGUGUGGAGCUGCCAUCGGCACAAGGGAAGAUGACAAAUACAGACUGGAUCUGCUCAUGCAAGCUGGGGUGGAUGUGGUGGUACUGGAUUCAUCCCAAGGAAACUCUGUGUAUCAAAUCAGCAUGAUAAACUACAUCAAACAGAAACACCCUGAACUCCAGGUGGUUGGAGGAAAUGUUGUGACAGCUGCUCAAGCAAAAAACCUCAUUGAUGCUGGUGUGGAUGCACUGAGGGUGGGCAUGGGCUGUGGCUCCAUUUGCAUUACCCAGGAAGUGAUGGCGUGUGGACGACCCCAGGGUACUUCAGUGUACAAAGUUGCUGAGUAUGCCCGGCGUUUCGGAGUUCCAGUGAUCGCUGAUGGAGGCAUUCAGACUGUUGGACAUGUGGUGAAAGCUCUGGCCCUGGGAGCAUCUACAGUAAUGAUGGGCUCUUUGCUUGCUGCUACCACUGAAGCUCCAGGAGAAUAUUUUUUUUCAGAUGGUGUGCGUUUGAAAAAAUACAGAGGAAUGGGCUCCUUGGAUGCCAUGGAGAAAAAUAACAGCCAGAAACGCUACUUUAGUGAGGGAGAUAAGGUGAAGGUGGCACAGGGUGUCUCAGGAUCAGUACAAGAUAAAGGCUCCAUCCACAAAUUUGUUCCAUAUCUCAUUGCUGGCAUCCAACAUGGCUGCCAGGAUAUAGGAGCCAAAAGUUUGUCCAUUUUAAGGUCAAUGAUGUACUCUGGAGAGCUGAAGUUUGAGAAGAGAACAAUGUCUGCUCAGAUGGAGGGGGGAGUCCACGGCCUCCACUCUUACGAGAAGCGGCUUUACUGA
Messenger RNA from Cheilinus undulatus (humphead wrasse), 1602 nucleotides. RefSeq names its product inosine-5'-monophosphate dehydrogenase 1a. The transcript is spliced from 15 exons. Gene Ontology annotation, biological process: GTP biosynthetic process. The record is from RefSeq and is a predicted model, not a curated record. Gene Ontology annotation, cellular component: cytoplasm. Gene Ontology annotation, molecular function: IMP dehydrogenase activity. NCBI's taxonomy places the organism in Eukaryota, Metazoa, Chordata, Actinopteri, Labriformes, Labridae. The coding region runs from base 61 to 1602 and encodes 513 amino acids.